Messenger RNA from Lithohypha guttulata, 597 nucleotides. RefSeq lists its product as uncharacterized. The transcript has a single exon. The record is from RefSeq and is a predicted model, not a curated record. NCBI's taxonomy places the organism in Eukaryota, Fungi, Ascomycota, Eurotiomycetes, Chaetothyriales, Trichomeriaceae. The coding region runs from base 1 to 597 and encodes 198 amino acids.
AUGUUGUCCCUCAGUCGAGCUGUCCUCGGCUUCACAGCUCUAAGCACAGUCGGUCUCGCUGCACCCAUACAACAACGUCAAUCUUCCGAUUGUGUUGACGGAGUUACUCGAAUCUACACUCCGGACCUAUUCAACAUCUACUACUACAACGAUGUUCCCGAAUUUCCUUCGAUAUCAACAGUCAUAAACGUUAUGAACGGCAGCACAUCUGGCUCAGCUCAACACCAAGUCGCCCGUUUUGCCAACCUAUCAGUAAACGCCGAAAGCUGUACUUUUGGCUGGUCCCAAGCAGCCGAUCGAUCCUUCAGUGUUUACGACAACGGUCUUGUGCGGUUCUCUCAGCUUACCGGUCUUCCAGCUGGCAACGUCACGGCAUCCACCAUCGAACCUUUCCAGUCUGAAGAUGCAAAAGGUGGCAGCGUUGAUUUCACUUUCUGGCCCGAGUCUGUUGGCCCUGAAGAUCAUGUUGGAGGUUCGGUUGACUGUGGCGCAGAGGUUGUCAUUCUGCUUACGAAGGAUAUGGUCAGUGGGGGUCCUGGAUCAGUCACAAUGGAGCAGACCCAAGGAAAUGGUCUUUGGUUAGAACAUGCUUGUUAA